Molecule: messenger RNA, 2202 nt
Organism: Daldinia decipiens
Lineage: Eukaryota; Fungi; Ascomycota; Sordariomycetes; Xylariales; Hypoxylaceae
Product: nucleotide-diphospho-sugar transferase
Exons: 2
Coding region: 175-1701 (508 amino acids)
Biological process (GO): UDP-N-acetylglucosamine biosynthetic process
Molecular function (GO): UDP-N-acetylglucosamine diphosphorylase activity
Source: RefSeq, a predicted model, not a curated record
CUUUUUUUUAUUAACUUCUUGACCUCAAGCAUCUGCUUCUUUCGUAAAAUCAGCACUAGCUUUAUAAUUCUGGGCUGUUUCUUGGCAAGCGAUUGAUAUAUUUCCUACCUGCUUUCCUCUUUUUCUUACAACCUUCAUUCAUCCUUACGACUCCUAACACCACUCAAGAUCACCAUGCCAGAAUUCACUCCUGCCGAGGUCCAGAACCUCAAGUCCGUAUACGAAAAGGCCGGUCAAGGCCACGUAUUCACCUACUUCGAUUCCCUAAGCCAGCCCGAGCAAAAAGCUCUCUUCGAACAGCUCCAAAAGAUCGAUCCCGCCAGAGUUCACAAGCUACGAGACCUUGCUCUGAACCCACCAACGGAGGAGGGACAGACCGUUCUUGAGCCGCUUCCCGAAUCGGCAACCGCUAGCAUUUACGAUUCGAAGCCGGAGGAUAUUCAAAGGUGGUACGAUCUCGGCCUAGAGCUGAUUGGGAAGGGUGAGGUUGCCGUGGUUUUACUAGCUGGCGGUCAGGGUACCCGUCUGGGAAGCAAGGCCCCAAAAGGCGCCUUCGAUAUCAAACUUCCCUCCCAUAAAUCUCUCUUCCAGAUUCAGGCCGAACGAAUUUUAAAAAUCCAAGAGCUAGCUGCUGCGCGGGCCGCAGACCCUAGUAAGGCUGUGAUUCCAUGGUUUAUCAUGACCAGUGGCCCCACACGCGGACCAACUGAGAAGUUCUUCAAGAAGGAAAAGCUCGACGAGCUUAGCGCCGAGGAGAACGCAACCCGAGCCAAGGGCGAGCCUUAUUUUGGCCUCGACCCCAAGAACGUGACCAUCUUCGAGCAAGGUGUGCUUCCUUGCAUCACGAACGACGGAAAGUUCAUGCUCGCGAGCAAGGGGAAACUUGCAGUCGCCCCCGACGGCAACGGCGGCCUAUAUAAGGCUCUACAAGACGAAGGGGUUCUCGAGAAAAUGCGACCCAAUAUCAAGCAUGUCCAUGCGUACUGUGUUGACAACUGCUUGGCCAGGGUUGCGGAUCCGAUCUUCAUUGGAUUUGCCGCCGAAAAGAAGGUUAAGAUUGCUACUAAGGUUGUGAGGAAGCGAGAUGCCAAGGAGUCGGUCGGUCUUAUUCUCCAAAAGAAUGGCAAGCCUGACGUAGUCGAAUACUCGGAAGUUGACGAUGCUACCUGCCAAGCAGUAGACCCCAAGCAGCCCAGCAUCCUCAAGUUCCGCGCUGCCAACAUCGUCAACCACUACUACUCAUUCGAAUAUUUGGACAGCAUGGGAGAUGCUGUGAACAGCUUGCCACCGCACGUUGCCCGAAAGAAGAUUCCCUUCUUUGACACCGAGAAGGGCGAGGCUGUAGACCCUAAAACACCCAAUGGUAUCAAGCUAGAGCAAUUCGUCUUCGACAACUUCAAGUGGCUAAACUUGAACGAAUUCGCUUGCUUCGAGGUUAAGCGUGAAGAGGAGUUUUCCCCGCUCAAGAAUGCAGACCCAGCCCAGAAGGCUGACGGAUCAUUCGAGAAAGAGCCUGAGGACAGCCCUACAACCAGCCGCAGACACAUCAAAGAGCAAGGUCGACGGUGGGUUGAAGCUGUUGGCGCAACUGUCAAGAACGGAGAUGCUGAUGGGGGUCUUGAGGUUUCUCCACUCACGAGCUACGGCGGCGAGGGCCUAGAGGAGUUCAAGGGACAGACGAUCGAAAAAGCUACUAUUUAGAUAGGCCAAAAGAUAGAUGUUCUGAUAAACGAAUUAACGUAAAAGUUUGAAUACCCAAAAAGGGGCAAUGCUAGAACAUACUAGUCACCCUACUAAAGUUGCGGUAUUCCUAUACCUAAAAUUUUAAAAUAUAAAUAUGAGUAAAGCAUCUCAACUGGAUUACCAUUUAAGUAUCUAUAUAUUCUUUGCUCAACAACAGAAACAUCUUCGACAGCGCAAACGUUUAUGUAUUUUCAAAUUUGUCGCCCCCUUGUUUCAAGCUCCCAUUUUAAGUAUUGCCUGUUACUGUUCGUAUGGGAGAUCAUUAGGCUUGUAGCAUAAGAUAACCCCAUUUAUUAUCACACAGUAGAUCACCUUUUGAUAAUAUGCUCAAGGUUUGAUCUUGGGGCGAAAUUUUCAAGAAAAGGGGGGAAGGGGGGGUUACGCAUGUCUUAUGUUUUUGAUAUAUUUAUUAUCAUAUACACUUUAGACCUCUGUGCUACCCGCAAGGUGGCUUUUUGU